This is a messenger RNA of Python bivittatus (Burmese python), 1976 nucleotides long. NCBI's taxonomy places the organism in Eukaryota, Metazoa, Chordata, Lepidosauria, Squamata, Pythonidae. The record is from RefSeq and is a predicted model, not a curated record.
GGGCAGGAGGCGUCAGUCCCCUCCCCAGGAGCUGCUGCGAGACAGGCGGGGGCUGCAAGCAAGGCAGCCCCACUGCGAACGUCUUCCUUUGGGCCAGGGACGGUGCUCGCUGCGAUGGGGCGGCCCGGCAGGAGGCAAGUCGGCCCCGGCGGACAUAGCCGCGGCCAGCGGAUGGCGACAGCUCUUCGGCCCUGCCAGAGGCGAGGGACGCAGGAAAAGGAGGCAGCAACGGACGUCCGAGGUUUCUCGAUGGGAGCCCCCCGCCCCGUAGCGGAUUCUGCAGACUCGUUCGGCUCCUCAGCCCAGCCAACGCCAGCCUGAUCUGGUAAUGCAGAGCCCAAGGUUCCAUGUCUCGGAGUUUCCUGCAGGCCACCUCUUGCUGUCUGACCCCAAGAUGCAUUUCAGGAACAUCUCCAUCACCCUCACCACUGAACAGACUCUGCAAGACCUGUCUCCCACCAAUGUCUCCACCAGGGAGGCCUGCCUCAUCAACUUUUCCAGCCACCAGUUUGUGCUCAUCCCAGUGGUCUACUGCAUCAUCUUCACCCUUGGACUUGUGGGCAACAGCAUGGUCAUCACUGCACUGUGUCGGCAGAGGAGUCCAAAGACUGUGGCCAAUGUCUACAUCAUCAACCUAGCAGUGGCUGACUUGCUGGCCCUCACCACCCUUCCAUUCUGGGCUGCCAGCUAUGCCUACGGGUACAACUGGGUCUUUGGCUCCAUAAUGUGCAAGCUCUCCAGCUCCAUCCUUUGCUUGACCAUGUUUGCAAGCAUCUUUUUCAUAAUGUGCCUGAGUGUGAACCGUUACCAGGCCAUCGUGCGCCCCUUCCAGUGCCAGCAAGGAACUUUGGAACGGGCAUUCAUUGCCACAUUCCUUGUUUGGGGACUGGCCACCUUGACCUCUCUGCCCACCUUCUGCUUCCGUGAUGUCCAAUACAUCAACGAGCUGGGUGUGAACGCUUGUAUCAUGGCCUACCCCUCGGAGAAUUACUCCACCUGGUCAGCCGUUACAGCCUUAAUGAAAAACAUCCUUGGCUUCCUGGUCCCAAUGGCCAUCAUAUUUGGGUGCUACAUCUGCAUCAGGGUGCACUUGAAGAAGGCCCAAGGGUUCACAAAGAGGAUGAAGGUAAGGGACCGGGUGCUGAGGCUGGUGGCUGCCGUGGUCGUGGCCUUCCUGAUUUGCUGGCUCCCGUUCCACAUCUUCACCUUCCUGGAUGCCCUCUCCUGGAUGGAGGUGAUCAGCAGGUGCCACCUCACCUCCAUGAUUGAUGCAGUCCUGCCCUUCGGGCUCUCCAUGGGCUUUGCAAACAGCUGCAUCAACCCUUUAUUGUACUACUUUGUGGGCAGGCAGUUCCAGGAUAAGCUCCAGCAUUUAUUCAAGCUGAGCCUCUCCCAGUUCAACAGCAGCCGGGAAACCUUUUCCUCCAGCAAAACCAGCUCCCUCAAAACUGCCGAGUCCCUGAAGGAGGCUGAACCGGGAGGAGACGUGGAAAGGCCACCGACCCACCCACCGUGGGUUCCCUAAUCACCAUCUGGAAACACUUAAGCGGUGGUUCUUGUUUUUCUCUGGUUUCCCUUUGCUCAUCUCCUUGGACAAACCGUCCACUAAAGACCGUGUUUUCAAUUGCUUUGUGCUUUGGAAAGGCUGUCAUGUAGAGGGCAAUUAAUUGUCAAUAAAUAUCUUAACAACAUGACUAACCCAGCAUAUUUCUAUGACUAAAGUUUGUUUUUCAUGCCCCUGAGAAGGAGGAGAUUGCAAAGAAACUUGACUUUGAACACCAGAGUUUCCUGCUACAGGCCACCUUUCUAUUUUUAAUAUACUGAAAGUCCAUUAGGGAGUUUUAGGAUUCCUCCCUAGCCCACGUACUUGUUUUUCUACAUCAGUAACUGUUCUGCAUGUUUAAAUUAUGCUUGCUUUUUGAAAGUCAGGACUGAGUUCCAACGCAUUUUUUGCCAUCUUUCUCAGCUUCUGAUGA